This is a messenger RNA of Macrosteles quadrilineatus (aster leafhopper), 1231 nucleotides long. RefSeq lists its product as uncharacterized. NCBI's taxonomy places the organism in Eukaryota, Metazoa, Arthropoda, Insecta, Hemiptera, Cicadellidae. Bases 1 to 678 code for a protein of 225 amino acids. The transcript has a single exon. The record is from RefSeq and is a predicted model, not a curated record.
AUGUUGGCCCUAGUGGUUGUCUUAUCUGCAGUUGGUUGUUUAAGCCAUUCAAUUUCAAAGAGGGAAAUACUGAUCAACAAACAAGUCGAUGAACUAAUAGAUGACUUCAAUUCGCUCGUCGAGUCAGGCGGGGUCCAAAGUCUUCCUAUCAGAAACUUUUUCAAAACAUUCGAGAAGAAGGUUGGAUUCGUCAAGCUCAAAGGUACUUUUGAGGUGAGCAAUGGAAACGUGCAGGAUUUGUCAACGAUCCAGAGGACAGGGGAUGCUACAGUGUCAGCGACCCCUACUACAGUCACUGUGACUCUUCACCUAGGUCUGCGAAACCUCCAGGUACACUACGAGAACUACAAGGCCACUCUGGAGAAGAUCAGCGUGUCUGGAGACGUGACCUUGGAUGUGGCGAAGAACUCUGUCUUCAUCCAGAUGACUUUCACCUUCGAGGAUGAAGAAUCCUGCAGCUCUGUUGUUGACCAUGCUUACAUAGAGGAAUUGGAUGGGUUCACAGUGUCAGUAUCAAACCUUGGUGUACUCGGUUGGACGUACGAGAAGAUUGUGGAGUGGGUCAUAAUGAUGUUCCGAGACGACUUGACCGAGCAAAUUCAAACUAGUUUGGCAAACAGGUUCAUCAGAAAACCGAAGAAUUCUUCAAGUAUAUGUGAAUUGGUAAGGUACAUUUAGUACUUUGAAAAAGUGUGUAUAUAAUAUUUUUCACUAUAAUGUACAAUCUUUUAAGCUAAUUUAAUUAUAAACUUAAAUGUACCAUUUUCGUUAAGUCAUUAUAGAUUUUUCCAAAUACAAAAACUACGGUGGACUGGAAGAAAAAUAUGUAAACUAUAGCAUGUUUUUUGUGUCAAUUAGGGAACUCAAAGAAACAGUAUGCUUAAAACUAUAAAAAAUCUAGUUCCACAUUUUUUUAUGUCAUUCAAACUCAUAUUUAUCCAACUAUCUUUUGAUCCAGCUUUACCUUAUAAAAUUGAACAUGCAUUAUGUAUAUAAAAUUUUGUUGUUUAAUAUAUAAGGUAAUUAGUUUGUGAUGUAACUCUUUGUAAUUAAUUGUCUCUUCUAACAUAUAUCUUUUGAUUUGUAUUACAAGUUUACCUCUGUAUUCUUGUGUAUCUUGCCUCAAAGAUUCAGCCAAGCGAGUUAACUUCACUUCAAAAGAGGAACGUGAUUCAUAAAGAGGCACAUAACUGGCUUUUAUUCUCAUUUCCUCAUCAAUCUUUCAUUUAAA